AAAAAACGAUUAGGUUCAAUUAUUUAGAUAAGAACAAAUUCCAAACCAGUUAUGCUUAUUAUUAUCAUUAUAUUAUGAUUUAUAAUUGACCAUCAGUUACUUUAAUAGGUUAUGUAUAAAACUAUGAAGUUUCCAUGUAUAAAGAUAAUUAACAGUAUAAAAAAAGCAUUAUCUCGUCAUUAUCAUCAUACUGCAAAUCAACUCGAAAGAAGUAUGACUAACAUGCGUAGUUAUCAGGAAGCACUUCAGGCUUUAAAUGAGCUUCAAACUAAUGCAGACUAUAUUAAAAAUGUGGCAAAUCAGCCAAGGAAUGCAUCUAAUAUUCCAGAAGUUAUUAAAUUUUUAGGCAGGACUGGUUUGUCUGUAACUGAUCUAGAUAGAUUGUCUGUCAUCCAUGUGACUGGGACUAAUGGGAAAGGUAGUACAUGUGCCUAUACUGAAAAGAUAUUGAGAAGUCAUGGCUGUACAACUGGAUUUUUUUCAUCACCACAUCUUCUUGAUGUACGAGAACGAAUUAGAAUAAAUGGAAAACCAAUAUCCAAAACAGUAUUUAAAAAUUAUUUUUGGAAACUUUAUAAUUUGCUCAACAAGCAAAAGGAUUCUCCCGCAGAUAUGCCAUUAUAUUUUCGAUUCAUGACGAUAUUAGCUUUUCAUAUAUUUUUGGAUCAUAAAGUGGAUGUUGCUAUUUUAGAGGUGGGAAUUGGUGGAGAAUAUGAUUGUACAAAUGUUGUAAGAAAAACUUCAGUGGUGGGGAUAACUCCUUUAGAUUACGAUCAUAUGGCCUUAUUAGGUAAUACUUUAGAAUCAAUCGCUUGGAAUAAAGCAGGAAUUAUGAAGGCAGGAUGUUCAGCAUUUACAGUAAAGCAACCUUCGAACGCAUUAAAAGUUUUUGAAGAACGAAGUGUAGAGAAAAAUUGUUCUCUAACUGUCGUGGAGAGUGAUUACUAUAGUGGAACUAAUUCGAACAUACCAUUGCACGUUCGACAAACUAAUGCGAGUUUAGCUUUGGCCUUGUCAGAAGCUUUUAUAAACAAAGAUACCAAUAACAAUUUUAAGAAAUUCGAUUUGGAUUUAGCGAAAAGAUCAAUUGAGGAAACAUAUUGGCCUGGGCGGUAUGAAAUAAGAAACUUCCAAAAAAAUACGUUUUAUCUGGAUGGUGCACAUACACUUGACAGUUGUUGUGUGUGCAGAGAUUGGUUUAUUGCACACGUUAAGAACAGCAAAAGAAAACGGUGCCUGAUAUUUAACGUUACCAGAGCCAGAGCUUCAGAAGUUUUUUUUAAGGAACUAACGAAAUGUAAUUUUGACGUGGUUAUUUUCAUUCCGAAUGUAGGUAGCAGUAAUGAUAAACCAGAUACAGCUGAUUUCGUAUGUCCCGCAGAGAAGCAGCUGCUGCAGUGUGAAGCAAACAAAGAACAAUGGCUGAAUAUGGAGGAAACAUCAAACAAAAAGGUAGAAAAAGCUGCAGUCUUUCCUUCGUUUGCCCAGGCAGUGGAAUUUUUAAACGCAUCUGGUACAUAUGAUUGUCUUGUUACGGGUUCUAUACAUUUAAUAGGAGCUGCCAUGUCCGUACUGGAUCCUACACUUAGCGGAGCAUUAGAGGAUGAUUAGGAUAUUUGAUGGAAGAAUCGUGCUGUGGUAUUUUGAUCGGAAGAGGUCAGUGGCCCUUUACAAUAUUGUUUGGAAACUGUCAUCACAUGGCUACAGAAACAAACUGAAUGAUUUCCUACUUCUUUGUUUCCUACCAGUUUCCUGAACAGUUUCCUACUCCAUUGAGGGGUUUAGUCAAUUAGGUUAAAUUAUAGACCUCUUUACAUUUGUUUAUACUAUUUUAAUACUAAUUUUUGGCUCAAGUAUAUUAUCUAUUUUUUAAUAAACAGUAUUGUUGAUGAUAAAUUGUUAUAUCAAUAUUUUUAUAAUAAAAACUACUUAA
Diabrotica balteata is the source of this 1933-nucleotide messenger RNA. The record is from the annotation of a GenBank genome assembly. NCBI's taxonomy places the organism in Eukaryota, Metazoa, Arthropoda, Insecta, Coleoptera, Chrysomelidae.